AUGGUCACAUUUGGAGGAGGUUCUGAGAAAUGCACAGCCUGUGAGAAGACUGUUUACGCCACUGAGAAGAUCGUCGUCGAGGACAAGGAGGACAAAAAGACUUUCCACAAGUUGUGUCUGAAGUGCUCGCACUGCAAGAUUACAUUGUCACUCGGCAACUAUGCCUCAUUGAACGGUGUCAUGUUCUGCAAGCCACACUUCAAGCAACUGUUUGCCACCAAGGGUAACUACGACGAGGGCUUUGGCAAGUCCAAGCACUCCACCCAAUGGGCACCACAAGCCAACCCAGCUGCUUCAGCUCCAUCCUCAUUCAUUAAGCUUGAGGAGACAAAGACCACUGAGAAGAAGGAUACUCCAACUGGAAUCUCAUCCAGAUUCUCUGGAAGUCUCGACAAGUGCACUGUUUGCACAAAGACUGUGUACUUGACCGAGAAGUUGAUUGUUGAAGAUAAGGACGACAAGAAGGUGCUCCACAAGCAGUGUCUGAAGUGCUCGCACUGCAAGAUCACUCUGUCACUCGGCACCUACGCCUCCAUGAACGGAGUCUACUACUGCAAGCCACAUUUCAAGCAGCUGUUCGCCGCCAAGGGUAACUUUGACGAGAUCGCCGGUAACUCACCAAAGACCGACAAGUGGGCUCCACAGGUUGUCUCGCAGGCUGGUUCAUUCGUCCCAAUUGAGAAGACCGCCGAGAAGGAGAAGAACACCAACUCUGCCAACCCAGACGUCGCCAAGAGAUUCUCAUCUGCCAACUCUGACAAGUGCCAGUGCUGCAGCAAGACCGUCUACCAGACUGAGAAAGUCGUCCUCGAGGAGACCGACACCCGUCGCAUUUUCCACAAGACAUGUCUCAAGUGCUCUCACUGCUCCGUCAUCUUGAACCUCGGCACUCUUGCCCAGCUUGACGGUGUUCUCUACUGCAAGCCCCACUUCAAGCAGCUGUUUGCUCUCAAGGGCAACCUCGACGAGGGCUUCGGACGUACCAAGCGUCAGGAGAACCUAUUCCCAUACCUCGAGAAGAAGGAGGACUACGUUCCAUCCGUCGACCGCAUCGAGCAAAACACUGCCACCGAGACUGAGUACGAGAAGUUCCAGCGUCUGUCACAGAUGACCUACGUUGAGGACGAUGUCAAGCCAGUCUUCAACCCAAGCGCCACCUUUGAGCAGGAGGAGGAGAAGCCAGAGGAGGUUGUUCCAGUUGCAGCUGUCGAGGAGGAGACCCCAGUUUCUCCAGCUGUUGAGGAGGAGACCCCAGUUGCAGUUGUCGAGGAGCCAGUUGCAGUUGUUGAGGAGCCAGUUGCAAUUGUUGAGGAGCCAGUUGCAGUUGUCGAGGAGGAGCCAGCAGUCCUUGUUAAGGAGGUUGAGGAGCCAACUUUGGUCGAUGAGGAGUCUUCUGACGAGGAGGAACCAGUUGUCGAGGAGAGAAGAGGCGAGCCAGCUGUCGAGGAGGAGCACAACGAUCACAGCAGCAGCGAGGACGAGGAUAACUAA
This is a messenger RNA of Acytostelium subglobosum LB1, 1491 nucleotides long. RefSeq lists its product as hypothetical. Gene Ontology annotation, cellular component: actin cytoskeleton; plasma membrane. Gene Ontology annotation, molecular function: actin filament binding. Gene Ontology annotation, biological process: actin filament bundle assembly. The transcript has 2 exons. The record is from RefSeq and is a predicted model, not a curated record. Bases 1 to 1491 code for a protein of 496 amino acids. NCBI's taxonomy places the organism in Eukaryota, Evosea, Eumycetozoa, Acytosteliales, Acytosteliaceae.